This is a messenger RNA of Drosophila subpulchrella, 2806 nucleotides long. RefSeq names its product gastrula zinc finger protein XlCGF46.1. Lineage: Eukaryota; Metazoa; Arthropoda; Insecta; Diptera; Drosophilidae. The coding region runs from base 111 to 1511 and encodes 466 amino acids. The transcript has 2 exons. The record is from RefSeq and is a predicted model, not a curated record. Gene Ontology annotation, molecular function: zinc ion binding. Gene Ontology annotation, cellular component: nucleus. Gene Ontology annotation, biological process: regulation of cytokine production; regulation of immune system process; negative regulation of transcription by RNA polymerase II.
GCAGAGCAAUAGAUAAGAAAUUUGCUCGCCAAUUUUAGUUUAUUUCCUUCUCAACUUCCUAACUCAACUGAUUUAAGAUCCCAAAAAAAAACAAAAACUUAACUUAUUUAAUGGGUCACCUGGACAAGUGCCGCGUGUGCUCCUGCGGAGUGGCCAGCGACGACGAGGCCUACAAUCUGCUGCACCAACCGCACCUGGCCGUCAAGUUCUCCGAAUGCACCAAUUUGGUGGUGGAUCCCGACGACCAGGACAUCCUCCCCAGUGAAAUAUGCUCCGAGUGCUACGAGCUCCUGGAAAAGUUCCACUCCUUCCGGGCAUUGUGCAUUAUAGCCGACAGAAAAUGGCGACAGCUAAGUCUGUUUAGCCAGAAGAAAAUCGACCGGCGAAACCCCGUUCUUGAGGUGGAAGAUGACGACGAGGAGGAGGAGGAAGAGGAGGAGCUGGAGCACAUGGUGGAAGAACUGGUGGAGCAACUGGAGCACAUGCACGACAGCGAGGAGGCGCUGGAGGAAGUUCAGGUGAUCCAACCCCUCUUCGAAGCCCCAGAGUUAAUUAUUUGCGAUAGAAACUUGAGUCCCGAAAAUUCAUCCCCAACAUUGAUGCAGAAAACCACCACCAAAAAAGUAGAACCCCAAGUGACAGCUAAGGAAGAAUACUCACAACUCAGAUUCAAGUGCGAUAUCUGCAGCGAUGAAUUUAAGGAUGACAGACGCCUGUUCCUGCACAAGAAGGAGCACGAGGGACACAUGCUGUACCACUGCACGGAGCCGGGAUGCGGCGAGGCGUUCAACCGCUACGAGAGCCUGAGGCAACACGAGCUGUGGCACUCGGAGGAGAGCACUCGGUUCGUCUGCAUGGAGGAGGGCUGCAACAGGAUGUACCGGCACAAGACUUCGCUCCAACACCACCUGAGCAAGGCCCAUGCUAUAGGCAAACCUAUAAAGACGCACAUAUGCGAAUUCUGCGGCCGGGUGUUUAAGAACGCAUCCGCCCUUAAUCAGCAUCGGUUCACACAUGACGAUCAGAUGGUGCUGCCCUAUGCCUGCGAAAUGCCGGACUGCACUUUGCGAUUCUAUACCAAGGAGAAGCUCAAGAUACACAUGAUGCGCCAUCAGGGUAUUAAGAACUAUAGCUGCCCCUAUUGUGGCCUCAAGAAGACAACAAAGAAUGAGCUGCGACUGCACAUCAACUUCCAUACUCUGGAAAGGACCUGGUCCUGUAAGGAAUGCCCCAAAGUCUGCAAUAGUUCGACGAGUCUAAAUAAGCAUGUACGUGCCAUUCACGAAAAGGCCCGGGAUUACGCUUGUAAUUAUUGUGAGAAGAGAUUCGCCACCUCGGGUACCCGAAAGUACCACGAGAUGACCCACACGGGCGAGAAGAACUUCGAGUGUCAUGAGUGCGGCAAGAGGUUUAUACAACCAUCUGCCCUGCGAACCCAUCGCAAAAUCCACGAAUCGAAUCAGAAUCAGACGACGGCUUAUACCAUCAUGCAAAUAACAAGCAUGGGUUAAAAUGCCCUUUCAAUUACCUUCAUGACAAUAAAUCAACGGAAUUAAAUACACUCAUAUCUUAAUAAACUGCAAUAAUCAUAUCUAAUGAUAUCUAUCUUGAGUAAUGCAAGUGACUAGUAUGGAUUAAAAUGCUUUUAAUAACCCCGAUGACAAUAAAUCAACGGAAUUAAAUACACUCAUAUCUUAAUGAAUUACAUUUUUAAAUGUAAUAAUAUCUAAUAAUAUCUAUCUUAUGAAAAGCAAGUAACUAGCAUGGAUUAAAAUGAUAUUUGGAUUACCUUUAUGACAAUAAUGACAAUAAUCAACGAAAUUAUAUUGACUAAAUUAUUGUGAAAAGAGAUUUGCCACCUCAGAAGUACCACAAGAUGACCCACACGGGUCAAAAGUACGGCAAGAGGUUUAUACAACCAGCUGACCUGCGAACCCAUCGCAAAAUCAACGAAUUGGAUGGUGCUCAGAGGACAGCAUAUACCAUUAUGCAAGUGACUAGCAUGGAUUAAAAUGCUUUUAAUAACAUUCAUGACAAUAAAUCAACGGAAUCAAAUACACUCAUAUCUUAAUAUAAUCAUAUCUAAUGAUAUCUAUCUUAUGCAAUGCAAAUGACUAGUAUGGAUUCAAUAACUUUUAUGACAAUAAUCAAAGGAAUUAAAUUGACUAAAUUACCACAAGAUGACCCACACGGGUAAAAAGUUCGGCAAGAUGUUUAUACGGAUUAUACAACCAUCUGUCCUGCGAACUCAUCGCAAAAUUUACGAAUUGGAUGGUGCUCAAAAAACAGAAUAUACCAUUAUGCAAGUGACUAGCAUGGAUUAAAACGCUAUUUCGAUUACCUUCAUGACAAUAAAUCAACGGAAUCAAAUACACUCAUAUCUUAAUAUAAUCAUAUCUAAUGAUAUCUAUCUUAUGAAAUGCAUGUGACUAGUAUGGAUUCAAUUACCUUUAUGACCAUUAUGACAAUAAUCAAAGGAAUUAAAUUGACUAAAUUACCACAAGAUGACCAAUACGGCACAAAAGUGAGGCAAGAGGUUUAUACGGUUUAUACAACCAUCUGUCCUGCGAACUCACCGCAAAAUUAACGAAUUGAUGGAAAUGCUAUUUCGAUUACCUUCAUGACAAUUUAUCAACGAAUCAUGACAAUUAAAUACACUCAUAUCUUAAUGAAUAUCGAAUUAUAAAAGUAAUUAACAGUAUUAAAUUGACUCAUAUCCUAAUGAACUGCAUUUAUAUAUGUAGUAAUAUCUAAUAAUAUAUAUCUUAGGCCUAUAGGUCUAUAUCCCUAUCUUCGAUAAUUUAUU